CGAUCUUCGACCACGUAUUUGCUCAUGUUACUGACCAGACAGGCUGAAUAAGUGAUGAGCUCAUGCCAUAAUGCGGAGACGCCUCUUACCUUGAAUCAACACGGCAACUCACGUCGUCUCUCCAAACUACAGGAAACCAGCGAUCACAUCGCCAAGCUGCGGUACAUGACUGCGAACCGAGGAAACGCUACAGCGCUAUCACAGCCACCGUUAGCUUCGCUCCCCAGUGAGCUCAACUCCGCCCUACGAUGGAAUCUACCAGCAAAACAACUGCAGCGCAGCCACAAGAAUCGAGGUUUGAUCAACAGCUGUCCGCUCCGGUGAAUGACGCGGACAUUUUGUGCAUGACAGAGGACAACUGUGGAGGGAGCACAGGAGUAGCUACCAGGCGGCUAGUUAGCUCGUAAAUGCUUGUUGCUAAGCAGCAGAGCCAAAGAGGGUUGCACUGCAAGAGAGCAACACCACCACGUUCAAGUUUAGCUUUUAACUUUUGCACUUUAACCACCGUUUUUUUUUCAUUCUAUAAAAUAUAUACGCAAUUUUGAGUGUUAUCGCGUUUAAAUAUAUAUUUUUGAAACUUUAAACGCUUGUUUUUUUACGACAUUGCCAAGUGUUUUGGUGGGACAAGAGGAGGCAGUACUGCCGUUCCGCAUCUGGACUCUGGGAGAGGAGGAGCGCUGACCGAGCAGCCGGCGGAACGCGCUGGCAUCAUGCUGUUCUCGGGGAGACGAAAGAAGCUGGGUAACAGCGAGCAGACAGAGCUCUAUGGUCAAGCUCUGCAGUUCUAUGGGCAGCCUCCCAUUGAAAACAUAUCCCUGACGGAAUUCGAGGCGUUCGCCGUCGACCGACUCAAACUUUUGAAGACAGUCGAGAAUUUGGGUGUGAGCUAUGUGAAGCUGUCCGAGCAGUAUGACAAAAAACUGUCUCAAGAGUUCAAGAACCUCAACUUCCCUUACAGAGCAGAGACCGAUGACAGAAAAGUUCAGAGCGGCCUUUCUGAAGGUGAGAAGCGAAGAAAAGACCACAUCUCCCACUUCAUUCUCAGACUUGCCUACUGCCAGACCGAGGACCUGAGAAGAUGGUUCAUACAACAAGAAGUUGAUCUCUUCCGCUAUCGCUUCAAUGAACUCAGCCCACAGCAAAAACUCGAUUUUCUCCACAAAAAUAACCUGCAAUAUAACACGAUCACGGCAGAAGAGAAGAAACUGCUGAAGGAUAAACUGGUUAACUCCAGUUAUGCAGUCAGUGGAAUCACUGUAGCGGGCCAGGACUUCUACAAAGUUCCCUUUCAAGAUGCCCUGGAUCUUGUGCGGACGAGGAAAGUCUAUUUGAAGGCCGGCUAUGUGUACAUCCCCCACCAGGACAUUGUCACAAUUGUGCUGAAUGAUUUUCGCACCAGGCUGUCAAAAGCUCUUGCGUUGACAGCCCGCUCUCUACCAGCAGUGCAUUCUGAUGAGCGCCUUCAGCCUCUCCUGAACCACCUCAGUCAUGCCUAUGUGGGACAGGAUUACAGCAUCCAGAAGAAUGUUGGAAAAAUCUCCUUGGAACAGAUUGAUUCACUCUCGGGCAAGUCCUUCCCCCUUUGCAUGCGGCAGCUCCACCAGGCCCUGAGAGAGAACCACCAUCUCCGACACGGGGGACGUAUGCAGUACGGCCUCUUCCUUAAAGGCAUCGGCCUCACUCUGGAGCAAGCGCUGCAGUUCUGGAGGUCAGAGUUCAUCAGAGGAAAAGUGGAUGCAGACAAGUUUGACAAAGCGUAUGCCUACAGCAUCCGCCACAUGUUUGGCAAGGAAGGCAAAAGAGCAGACUACACCCCCUUCAGUUGCAUGAAAGUGAUUCUGUCAAACGCACCCAGCCAAGGCGACCAUCAUGGAUGUCCGUUCCGUCACAGUGACCCGGAGCUGCUGAAGCAGAAACUGCAGUUCUAUAAAGUCUCUCCAAGUGGCAUCAGUCAGAUCCUGGAGCUGGUUAAAGGAAUGCACUACCAGCUGGCCUGCCAGAAGUACUUCGAGCUGACACACAAUAUCGACGACGCCAACUUCUCCCUCAGUCACCCCAACCAGUACUUCAUUGAGAGCCAGAAAGUCCUGGGAGGAGGGAGGGAUAUCAAACGGGAGACGGAUCCUCCACCGAGAUCACAGGAAAGCUCUGCUGCGAAAGGACCGGCUGCUGCCCGUGAGGCAGACGACGUGGCUGAGAUGACCGAGGACCUGGACUCGUUCUUUCAAGACGCCUGAUUUCUUGUUUUAUUCUCAUGACAGAUAUCAAUCGCUGUACUGGUGAUUCAACGUUGUAGCCAUAACUCUCUGCCUAUUAAAGAUGCCGUUUAAUGUUUUCUC
This is a messenger RNA of Synchiropus splendidus (mandarinfish), 2339 nucleotides long. It is a transcript of the gene prim2, whose product is annotated as DNA primase subunit 2. NCBI's taxonomy places the organism in Eukaryota, Metazoa, Chordata, Actinopteri, Syngnathiformes, Callionymidae. The record is from RefSeq and is a predicted model, not a curated record. The transcript is spliced from 14 exons. The coding region runs from base 711 to 2237 and encodes 508 amino acids. Gene Ontology annotation, cellular component: alpha DNA polymerase:primase complex. Gene Ontology annotation, biological process: DNA replication, synthesis of primer.